Metarhizium album ARSEF 1941 is the source of this 1593-nucleotide messenger RNA. RefSeq names its product hexokinase XprF. Gene Ontology annotation, molecular function: mannokinase activity; glucokinase activity; ATP binding. The coding region runs from base 1 to 1593 and encodes 530 amino acids. Lineage: Eukaryota; Fungi; Ascomycota; Sordariomycetes; Hypocreales; Clavicipitaceae. The record is from RefSeq and is a predicted model, not a curated record. The transcript is spliced from 2 exons. Gene Ontology annotation, biological process: glucose 6-phosphate metabolic process; glycolytic process; intracellular glucose homeostasis. Gene Ontology annotation, cellular component: mitochondrion; cytosol.
AUGGCGUCGACAACGGAGCAAUUGGCCCUCCUUGGCACAUUUCUACAGCCCAUGAGCAUGGACGUCGAGAAAUGCCACGUCCUAUCCGAGAGGUUUCUGAAAAAUUUUGUCCGUCUCUCCGCAGAGUCCUUGGAUCAGUUUUUGCCGACCCCCAUCUCCGAGUCCAUUUUACGCCCUGUAGCCGACUAUGCCCACGGACGCGGGGGAACCAAUCUAAGAGUUGGUUUCGUGGAGCUGCUCGCGGGCGAUUCCGUCGCUCCUCCCAGCAAUACGAGUCAUGGGAUCAAUGGGAAUCGGGGAAACGGUGCAAAUGACAGCACCACUGGCCAGGUAAUCCCAACAUCGCCUGCUGGUCGCGUACGCCGACAUUUGGGGAAGUCGUGGCCGAUUUCCAACCAUCUAAAGAGCGACAAUGGCGACAGUCUAUUCCUCUGGAUUGGCAAAUGUGUUGCCGAGGUCGUGGAAGAAGGAUGCAGGGCGUUCAACCUCCCCAUCAGCACACCACUUCCUCUUGGCAUCACAUUUAGUUUCCCCGCCGAACAGCCGUCACUAGAGAAGGCGAUUAUUUCUUCCAUGGGUAAAGGCUUUGCCAUCCCCCCCCAUGUCGACCUUGGAAUACAUCUUCAAGCCGCGUACGAUAAACACAGGGGCGACAAGCUGCCACCCAUUUAUGUUGCCGCCAUUGCCAAUGACUCCGUCUCUACCCUAAUAUCCUUCAUCUUCAACUAUGACAGGCCGGGCCAUCGGCGUGCCGCAAUGGGCCUGAUACUGGGAACUGGGAGCAACGCUACAAUCCCGGUGAAGCUUCGCCUUCUUCACCCGAGCAAACGACCUAAAAACGUGAAUGUUCUGCCUGGAGAGAAGGUAGAAGAUGUCAAGAUCGCGGUGAAUACUGAAUGGAGCAUCAACGGAACGGCGCCGCCGAUGCGCGAGCUUGGGUUGAUUAGCGCCUGGGAUGAUGAGCUGAGCGCGAAAAAUGAGAAACCUGGAUUCCAGCCCCUGGAGUACAUGACGGCUGGCCGAUACCUCGGAGAGCUUGGGCGUAUCAUGUUUGUCGACUACAUGACCAGCAGACUCAACGUUGGGAGAGAUUUGUUGCCACGAAAAAUCUUGGAACAGGACGUCCUGACGACGACGUUUUUAAGCCACUUCAAGCCGCUGCAGCCCACGACGCUGCUAGCAACUUUGAGGGCCGAGUUUCCCGAGCCGGCGGGCUCCGAGUUCGUUUGGACGGAGCAUCAUGCCGAGGCGUUGUACCGUAUUGCCAAGGCCAUUGAAGUGCGGGCGGCCGGGAUUAUAGCAGCGGCCAUUAUUGCGUUGCUCGCGCUCGGGGAGGAAAUUCCCGCUGAUGGUUCGCCUCCACCUCCAACAUGGGAGACGGGCGAGUUGGGGGUUGGCUACACUGGCGGCUGCAUUGUGCACUUUCAGGACUAUCUAGUGGACUGCCAACACUUUGUGGACCAGCUUGUCAAGAGGAGAUGUGGCAAUGACUUUCCUCCCAGAGUGGCAAUGAGUCCAUGCCAUGACGGCGGAAUCACGGGCGCUGGAAUCCUGGUGGCGGCGGCCCUUUCCAGCCAGGCGUCGCAGACGUGA